Hippocampus comes (tiger tail seahorse) is the source of this 4626-nucleotide messenger RNA. RefSeq names its product LON peptidase N-terminal domain and RING finger protein 2. Bases 637 to 2916 code for a protein of 759 amino acids. The record is from RefSeq and is a predicted model, not a curated record. NCBI's taxonomy places the organism in Eukaryota, Metazoa, Chordata, Actinopteri, Syngnathiformes, Syngnathidae. Gene Ontology annotation, molecular function: ubiquitin protein ligase activity; protein binding. The transcript has 12 exons.
GCAAAUUCGUCGGGCAGCAAAUUAGCAGCAAGCAGAUUCUCGCCGGGGUCGACGUCUGAACCGUCCGGGCAAACUUACCUGUGGAGAAUCGACAAGAAAAAAAGCGAGUUUUCUAUUUUUUAUGUAUUCAUUUUGUUUUAUUACCCAUCAAGGAGAGCGUUUUGAUAACGUUCGAAUUGUGUAGUCGUUCGGGAGUCUGGAUUUGUUGGUGGACGUCGCUCGGUGUGUGUGAUCGGAGUGGCUAGGUCGGCGGUAGCUCGCUGUUAGCUAACUAUUUAAAAACAACAGCAGCCGGAGGAAAAUGUACGCGUAAAUCUGCUUAAUUAUACCGGUCUUUAAUUUAUCGUCACAGUUCGUUUUUUUUCUUUAUUUCAUUGCUGAGUGACGUGGAUAUAAAUUUAAGCUUUAUAUUGGCCAAACCUCACCGGCUUCUUUUACUCGUGUCAAAUAAUAAGAAGAAGAAUAAUGGGCACGUAAGAAUCCGGUGUGUUGAAUCCAGAACGAAUCAGAAUUCACUCCCAAUGGGACGUACACGACCACAUUUGGGUGUUCGGUUGGACGGCAGGGAGAUGGGAUUCGUCGUUUAAAUCGUAUUUUCGGUUUUUUUUAAUAGUUAAAUAGAUUCUUUAUUUAAUCAUGGAGGUUGAGAUGCUGGUGCACCCGCUCUCCCACCCGUCCGCUCCGGGCAUCUGCCCCGAGAUGCUGGAGGUGGCGGAGGAGGCCACCCGAGCCGGGGACUUCAGCUUAGCCGCCGAGAUCUACAGCUCGCAGCUGGCCGACCUUCAACAACCCGACAGGGGCUUGUGCCUACGCAAGGCCGACUCCUUGGUACGCGCCGGACGGAUCUCCGAGGCGCUGGACUCGUACUGCUCGGCGGCCAGCCUGGGCAAACUGCGGCCGGAGGAGUUGCCGCUACUUGUGGAAAGCAUCGCCCGGGGCCUCCGAGAGAAGGAGCCGGGCCUCCGGAGCGCUGCCGGCGGGGAAGAAGACGAGGACGCCGAAUGGGGAAGCACUGAAAACGACAGACUGGACUUGUUCUCUUGCGGGUUGUGUCGGUGUCUGCUCCACGAACCUUCCACGGUGGAGUGCGGGCACACCUUCUGCAGGCGCUGCCUGGAGCCCGACACGGUGACGGACUGCGUGCAUUGCAAGCGAGCUUUGGCCCGUAAGGACGGCCUGCCAAACGGCCGCCGGCUGGACGUGGUGCUCGGCGGCCUGCUGGACAAACUCUUCCCUAACGAGAGCCGCGCACGUCGGCUGUGGAUCGACGGCGAGGUGCUGCGGCAGAGCCGCAACCUGACGGAGGCCCUGCAGAAAUACGACGAGGCGGUGGAAUUAGCGCCAUCUACAGGCCGCCUACUGUGCCAACGGGCUGAACUGCACAUGGAGAUGAACAACGUGAGCCGGGCAGUGCAGGACGCUAGCAGCUUGUGCCAGAUCAAACCUCUCUGGCCAAAGGCUCACUACCUGAAGGCCACCACGCUGAGCAAAGCGUCGCGUAACGAUGAGGCCCUGCAGGAGUACUUUCUGUGCGUGGCGCUCAAACCUAACUGGACCAAAGUCAGACUGGAGGCUCAGAAGGUCCUCGCCGAGCUCUUCUCCUCCGUGUUCGAGAACCAAGACAUACCCACGCCUCUGCACCCCCUCCAGGGUGGGGUGGCUUCGCGCCCCAUCAAGCCCCCCGCCCUACUGAGGACCCUGAGGCCCCUCACGCAGAAACCUGCGUCGUCCUCGCAGGAAUCUGAUACGAGCAUGACAAAAAGCGCCUUGCCGGACGAGUCCUCUUCCAGCCCGUGGAAGUUGUCCGCUCCAGUAGCCGAGGGAAGUGGCACCAACAGCAAGAGCCUGGCUGACGUCCUGGCCUCUGUACCAGCGCCACCCACUGGCCUUAAGAGGAAGCAGAGUGAUGACAGCUUCUUCAAUCCUCCCUCCAAGCAUCUCAAAUGUGGCGAGUCGAGCAGCGUCAAGCUGGCGCCGGCAUGCGGGGGGAGAGUGGUUCCCGCCGACCUGUUGGACAGCGGCGACCUGGAGUGUUCACUCUGCAUGAGGCUGUUCUACGAGCCAGUGGCCACGCCUUGCGGCCAUACCUUCUGCCUCAAGUGUCUGGAACGCUGCCUGGACCACAACCCCAACUGCCCUUUGUGCAAGGAGAACCUUUCAGAGUUUUUGUCAACCCGAGGCUACAACAAGACGCUGCUGAUGGAAGCGGUGCUGCAGCGCUACUUAGCCAGUGAGCUGGAGGAGAGGAAGAAGAUCCACGAGGAGGAGAUGAAGGAGCUCUCCAACCUGAACCAGGAAGUGCCCAUCUUCAUCUGCACCAUGGCCUUCCCCACCAUCCCGUGUCCGCUGCACGUGUUCGAGCCGCGCUACCGCCUCAUGAUCCGCCGCUCCAUGGAGACAGGCACCAAGCAGUUUGGCAUGUGCAUUGCCGACGAGCUUAAAGGCUUCGCCGACUACGGAUGCAUGCUGGAGGUCCAAGAUGUGAAGUUUUUCCCCGAUGGACGCUCGGUGGUGGAGACCAUCGGGGUGUCUCGGUUCAAAGUCUUAAGUCACGGCCAGAGAGAUGGCUAUCACACUGCCAAAAUCGAGUACCUGGAAGACAAAAAGGUGGAAGGCGAGGAGCUGGUGGAGCUGCUCAAGCUGCACGACGCUGUCUACGAACAAGCCAGCAACUGGUUCACAUCGCUCAAAGACAACAUGAAAACGCAAAUAGUUAGUCACUUUGGACACUUGCCGAGCAAAGACCCGGACCCCCAGUCGAGCGGAAGCGGCCCGGCGUGGUGUUGGUGGCUUCUGGCCGUGUUGCCACUGGAGAACCGGGCACAGCUCACCAUCCUGUCCAUGAGCGCCUUGAAAGACCGGCUGCUGGCCAUCCGAAAGGUCCUCAUCUUUGUCAUGCGCAAGAGGCCGCGGUGACGACGGGCCGCCCCGCCCCUCAGAGCCUCCGCAACAUUUGCGCAUAGUCCAUACAAUCGAGUCACUUUAAAAAAAAAAAAAAAAAAAAAGUCAUUUGCGUGUUAUUGUCGGCCCAAUUCUUUGUGUGCUAAUGCGCCGCCGCCGCGGCUUCUUCUAUUUCAUGGAAAACAAGAUGACAGCUAUUUCCUGCAAGUAAGGCUUCUACUUCAGCCCAUUUUGGCAGAAAACGAGGCAGCAAACCAGUCUGGGGAACGUCACUAUACAAUUUUGGCAUUACUAUGGUAUAAACUUAAAAAAAAAACGGCCUUGUCGUACCUUGAUUCAAUUGCUACCACAGCCCAUUUAGUUAGCUUGUGAGAACCUUAUUCCAACAUGCUGUCUUGCUGCUACUUGCAAGUACCAUCAUAGUGUAAGUAAACAAUUACAAAAAGCCAUAGUUUGCAAUGUUUUUAGUUCCUAUGCAGCCCGUUAAGGCAGCAAAGUAGCCAGAGGAACGUCAAUCCAUUCAAUUGGCCACCACUUUAGUGUAGUUGUAAGCGACUACUGCGCUAUUUAACACAAAUGUUUAUCUUUAACUUAAAACAUCCCCUGUUUUACUUGGUUGCAAUUGCUACCACACCAGGUUUAGGCAGCACACUAACCUCGGCAAUCCCAUUCCCACACGAUGUCUUGCAACUGUUUGAAGCCACCAGGAUAUUUAGUGUAAAAUUCCCUGCUUUACAUUGUUUUCAAAUGCUAACGCUGGCCAUUUAUGCUGUAAACUAGCCUGGGGAACCUCGAUCUAUGGCCACAGCUGUUGCAGUAUUUAUGACAAAUUUGAUCCUCUGGUUGAAAGCGGCCCUGUUUUACUUGGAUGCGAGAUGCAGCCCAUUUAGGCAGCACCCUUACUUUGGGAACCUCACUCCCCCACUCUGUGUUGUAGCUAUUAUGCAGCUAUGGCACUGUUUGGCAUCAACCGUUUAGUCGGCAAACAAGCCCGAAGAACCUCAGCCUAUUUAUGUAAUAACUCUGUAGCUAUAUAAGCAUUCUUCUUCGAUUUCAUGUUGACUGUACAGACACAAAAAAAACAUGCAAAAACUCGAAUGUACAUAAUCUUCCGCGCUUGGCACAUUGCAUAUCAGUGCUAGCUCUCCCAACCAGCAUUUGUUCUUCUCCAUUCAGUCCCGAUGGUGGCGUGCAAUGCUAUUUGGCAGCCCCUUCCUCUUCUCUCUGGUGUUGCAGUACUACUGUUGAUGCUAGAAUGUGAGUUGUUCAGUGUUGAUGUAACACAGAGGCCUUUUUCACAUCUUUGCUUAUGCGGUACAUUUACACACUUUUCUCACCACGCGCAUGUGAGGCAUUUGCGAUGGACUUCCUGAAUGUCGAUAGCAGCAUUUAUUUUUUUGAACUCGAAAGCACUUAUAAACGUGUUAGUUUGCACUCUUUGCUGUCUGUCUGAUGCGUGAAAAUGAAAAUUGUGGCUUAUUUAAAGCUAAAAAUGUUUUUGUAAAGUUACGGUCCGGUGUGGUUUUAAAUGACUGGAGAGAAUGUUCCGGUGAGAAAGGCUAAAUGUACCGUAGAUGCGCUUUUUCUUUUGUCUUUCCAAAUGUUUUUGAUCUCCCUGUCUCUUUAAUGGGUGGGAUUUACAACAUGCUGCAUUUCCCUGCUAUUAUUUGUAAAGGGAGAUCUUGUACUUAUUUUUUAUUGCCAAUAAAUAAUACUAAAUCAUGA